This is a messenger RNA of Ceratosolen solmsi marchali, 2474 nucleotides long. It is a transcript of the gene Pgant9, whose product is annotated as polypeptide N-acetylgalactosaminyltransferase 9. The coding region runs from base 510 to 2354 and encodes 614 amino acids. The transcript has 12 exons. NCBI's taxonomy places the organism in Eukaryota, Metazoa, Arthropoda, Insecta, Hymenoptera, Agaonidae. Gene Ontology annotation, molecular function: polypeptide N-acetylgalactosaminyltransferase activity. The record is from RefSeq and is a predicted model, not a curated record. Gene Ontology annotation, cellular component: Golgi apparatus. Gene Ontology annotation, biological process: protein O-linked glycosylation.
UACACCACGCUCUGUCUGGACACUCGUGCGCGUCCAGGAGGCGGGGAAGGCGCGCGUCGUUUACUGUGUCCCCGCCACUGUUAGUGUCCAGGUGACGGAGGUGCGUCAGAUAGCGGGAGGAUUAUUUGCUCCAGGUCUCGUCGACACGUGGGAAAGAGCCACGGCCUGAGUGAGAGCAAUCGAUCUCCAAGAGGACUUCGGCUUUUGCUCGCCAAGUUUUCAGAGGCGCAGGUGGCAGCGCCUAUGAUGUCGCAAAGGCAUCGUCGAGAGGUUCUAGGACAGUCGUCCGAUUCUUCCGGAGGGAGUCCAGGCGCAAAAUAAAAGCCGAGAAAUUCCGCGAUACUCUAGCGCGGGACAUGUCGCUGAGAUAACAGCAGAAAAGGAGCGCGUUGAGAGUCGUCCGGCUAUUGGCUCGCGGUCGGGGGAGAUCGCCGAGGGUAGGACUAAGACAACGACGAGCAGGCGAUUACAGGUCGGGACGCGAAUCGUGCGCCAGAUAGUCGAGAGCAAUGGGCUUUCCGCGCCGGCGUUCCUUGUGGCUCAAGGUCGCGAUCCUCGCGGGUGCCGUCUGGCUGACCGUCUGCUUUCUCCUUUAUACGGAGGACAGGGCGGCUGCCGUUGCCGACCAAGGACUUCAGCAGCCGAUCCAGCAAGCGGUCCAGCAGCAGCCUCUAAUGGCCGCGCCUCAGAUGGCCAAUGGCUUCGUGCCGCCCGCGGUCCAAGCUAUUAAGAAGGAGACCCUUACGAACGUCGUCAGCAAAUCUAAGGCGAACCACGCAGGUCCCGAUCAAGGCGGUGGGGUAUUGGCAGCACCUCGGGAACAAGACGGGUCGGCUCCAGGUGAAAUGGGUAGGCCAGUUAUCUUACCGACGAAUCUUACAACGGAAAUCAAGAAGUUGGUGGACGACGGAUGGAUCAACAAUGCUUUCAAUCAGUACGCUAGCGAUUUGAUUUCCGUACAUAGAACGCUCCCAGAUCCUCGAGAUUCUUGGUGUAAAGAGCCCGGAAGGUAUCUAAAGGAGCUUCCGCCAACGGCCGUUAUUAUUUGCUUUCACAACGAGGCCUGGUCAGUUCUCUUGCGGACGGUCCAUUCUGUCCUCGACAGGUCGCCCAACCACCUCAUCCAGGAAAUUAUCCUCGUCGACGAUUUCUCAGACAUGCCUCACCUGAAACGUCAGCUGGAGGACUACAUGAUGAAUUAUCCGAAGGUGAAAAUUCUGCGGGCCUCGAAGCGCGAAGGUCUGAUUAGGGCCCGAUUGCUCGGGGCCGCGGUGGCCAAGGCGCCGGUUCUCACUUACCUGGACAGUCACUGCGAGUGUACGGAUGGAUGGCUGGAACCUCUCCUCGACCGCAUCGCCCGUAACCAGACGACGGUCGUCUGCCCGGUCAUAGACGUAAUCGACGACACGACACUCGAGUACCAUUGGCGAGACUCGGGCGGUGUCAAUGUCGGUGGUUUCGACUGGAAUCUACAAUUCAACUGGCACGGGGUACCUGAUCGCGAGAGGAAGCGGCACAAAAAUUCGGCUGAGCCGGUCUGGUCGCCGACGAUGGCCGGUGGUCUUUUCGCCAUCGACCGACUAUUUUUCGAGCGUCUCGGCACCUACGACAGUGGCUUCGACAUCUGGGGCGGCGAAAACCUGGAGCUCUCCUUUAAGACUUGGAUGUGCGGGGGAACAUUGGAAAUUAUACCGUGUUCUCACGUGGGGCAUAUCUUCCGCAAACGCUCACCCUACAAAUGGCGAACCGGCGUGAACGUGCUGAAGAGGAACAGCAUGAGACUUAGCGAAGUGUGGCUUGACGAGUAUGCCAAGUACUACUACCAACGGAUAGGUCACGAUAAGGGAAAUUACGGAGACGUGUCAGACCGUAAAGCACUAAGAAGAAAGCUUGGAUGCAAGUCUUUCAAAUGGUAUCUUGACAAUAUUUAUCCAGAGCUCUUCAUUCCCGGAGAAGCUGUCUCAUCCGGCGAGGUGCGAAACUUGGGCGAGGGCGGGAACACCUGUUUGGAUUCGCCGGCACGCAAGAUUGAUUUGCACAAGCCGGCCGGGCUCUACCCAUGCCAUCGCCAAGGAGGCAACCAGUACUGGAUGAUGAGCAAAACAGGGGAAAUACGCAGAGACGAGGCCUGUCUUGAUUACAGCGGCACAGACGUCAUAAUCUAUCCGUGUCACGGUAGCAAAGGCAACCAGCAAUGGACUUAUAAUGCACAGACGAAGCAGAUAAAGCACGAGAGCAGUGGCAAAUGCAUGUCCAUCACCGAGAGCAAGAUCCGGCUGCUGAUGGAGGAGUGCGCGGCUGCGGCGCCUCGGCAGAAAUGGGUCCUGGAGAACUACGACCCCACGAAGCUGUGAUAUCGCGUGCCGCUCCGGGCGCUCCAGCAAUAACAGCGGCAGCGACGGCAGGAGUCGCUGCCCCAACGCUGAUGAUGCCCGUCGAGAAGCCAAGGAGCCUCUUUCUACUACAUUCCAGCU